AUGCAUGUCAUGCAGCGUUUAAAACAGUCAUUUUUCGCCAUUUUCUCAGCUUGCUGCUUCUUAUUUUUUGCUCAAGGCCAGCCACAGCCUUGUGGCGGUGCUGCUUUUGCAAGGGUUGGAAAUACCUUUUACAUUCAAGGCGGAGCCACGUCAGGCGAUAACUUACUUCAGCAGUUUUGGGCACUAGACCUAACCACUUCAUGGUCAACCAGUCAGCCAGCUUGGGCAAAUCUUCCCAUUGGGGAUGCAAAUGCAUACCAUUCCGCAGGUUAUUCUGCUGACAACAAGAGUUUUAUCACAUUUGGGCGCGAUACUGGCGCAGAUUCAAAUGCAGUUCCUUCAUCAUGGAUCUACAUUUUCGAUAUCGCUUCCAAUAGAUGGGCAUUCAAGUCUAACCCUACUGAACUGAAAGAUAACUCUCGCCGUGAUUUCUCGGUCGUAACGAACCCGAAAGCAAACAAGAACUAUAUUUUAGGUGGUGAUGCUGGACCGGGCGGUGAAACCUAUUCAAAUGACUUUGAUAUCUAUGACCCUUCGACAAGAGUGUUGAAAGAGACUACGACACCAUUAUCUGGACCACAAUAUAUUGCCACCUAUUCAGCAGUGUGGGUUCCAGGAUUGGAUGCCAUGAUGGUUAUUGGAGGAACAAACCUGAAUAAGACAAUCGUUCGUGGUGUGUAUUUAUACCAUCCGGAGACAGAAGUAUGGGCUUUUCAGGCAACUACUGGGUCAUUUCCUUACAUCCUGUUCUCCGCUUGUGCUGCAAGUAAUGCUAAUGGGUCAUUGGUAGCAGUCUUUGGAGGUUUCACGGGGGAUGGCGAUGCCGAUCCAAAUGUAUAUAUGCUGGAUACCAAAUCAUGGGCAUGGACAGCCACACAGUAUUCAGGGCGCAGCCGAGGUAACACAGCUUGCACUAUUGUCGACGACUCGCUCAUCAUUUGGGGAGGUUUUUACAUGAACCCCAAUACUCUCAACGGUGUACCUACGGCGGCUGAGGCGCUAUUAUUAUUUUCGCUCUCCAGUAAGACGUGGCUAUCGAAGUACACACCCUCGGAUGCUCUCGCUGGAGCCUCAAAAGAAGGAACUAAUGUGCCUAGAAAAUCAGGGUUAUCGACAGGAGCUAUUGUUGGAAUCGUUGUUGGUUGUGUUGUAUUGAUAUUGUUGUUGGCUUUUAUACAAAUGAAAAGACGCAGAAGGAACAAGAAGAAGCAUGAAAAUGCAUCAGGAGAUAUGGGGGAUGUAUCAGGUACUGGCCAUUUUAGUGGAGAUAUGGUGGAGCAUGGACAUUAUAAUAAUCAAGGGGGACCGCCAUCCGUUUCGAAUCUUCAUACGAUGAAGCACAGCCCUGAGGCUCUGCUGAACCAUAGACGAAGCACUGAUGGGAGCCCUGCUGGCAGCACAGGUAAUCCAGAGCUCACCACGCCUACAAGUCUACAAUUCUUGAUGACGGGCUCAGAAUACGGAGGAAACGGGCAUGAUGGAUCAUUCAGCACUAAUGGGGAUUACUACAACCUGGCUCGGCAAUCCUAUCUAAGCGAUACAACUUCGGGAUCUGCCGUACCCUAUUACCCUCCUCCACCCCGGCAACAUGGGGUGAUAUUAGAAGAAGAGCCCUCUGUAUACUCCAAGGACAUAAUAGUUGAUUCUGAACACCGUCCUAAUGACCCUCAGACCAUCACUAAUUUCAGAGGAUACUAUUCGCCUAACAGUUAUGGAGAAGAAGGAGACCAAUAUCAUGAUUCUUAUGGUAUGAAGCAUGCCUCCAUGAUAUCCUCAGGGUCUGAUUACCUUAAUGCAGUCCCAUCGUCACCGACCUACCCACAAGGAUUUAAUAACAACUAUAGCCCCGGGCUACCUUUACCAGGACCACUUAAGCCAAAGAGACCUGUAAGUGCACCACAGGGUGGAGAGGGGUUUGGAUCAAUGCUCGAGGUCACACCAGGAGCGCCACAGGCUAUUUUAGAGUAUCAGUCAUCUAUUUCCCAGGACCAACAGGGGGAAAAAGAGUAUCAACACGAGGAGGAGGAGGAGGAGGAAGAGGAAGAGAAGCAGCAGCAAAUGCAGCAACCACAGGAAGUAUAUUAG
Messenger RNA from Lobosporangium transversale, 2085 nucleotides. RefSeq lists its product as hypothetical. Bases 1 to 2085 code for a protein of 694 amino acids. The transcript is spliced from 3 exons. Gene Ontology annotation, molecular function: protein binding. NCBI's taxonomy places the organism in Eukaryota, Fungi, Mortierellomycota, Mortierellomycetes, Mortierellales, Mortierellaceae. The record is from RefSeq and is a predicted model, not a curated record.